AUGCAGCGAGUUACUUCGAUGCUCCCCUCGUGGGACAAAACGAAGACGGGCAGCAAGAAGGGCUUCGACAAGGUGUACGCCGUGGUUGAUAAAUUGGGCGCACCGAUUAACAAGUUCUCGAAUAAGAUCGGAUCCGAAGCAUUCUGGCCUACGACUCUCGACAAGGAGUCCGACAAAGCCGCGCGCAUUUUGAAAUCAUUCUGCAAGGAUGGGUUCUACGCCGAGGAAGACCGCCCUGCGACUGACGGCGUACCGAAGGGCAAACAACGAGUUCUGAAGAAGAUUCCAGAAAAGGUCAUACAGAAUGCAGUGGGAUUGGCAAUAUUUACGACUAUGCGGACGGGGUUAUGGGUGUCCGGGGCUGGAGGCUCGGGCGUGUUGAUUGCUAGGAAAGAAGAUGGAGAAUGGAGUCCUCCUUCGGGAAUCAUGCUACAUACUGCUGGCUUGGGAUUUCUCGUCGGUGUCGAUAUCUACGACUGCGUAGUGGUCAUCAAUAAUCGCAAAGCUCUCGAUGCUUUCACCAAAAUCCGGGCUACACUUGGGGGCGAAAUCUCAGCGGUCGCCGGACCUGUUGGUGUUGGUGGCGUUUUGGAGAAUGACGGGAAAUGGAAGCAGGCGAACCGCCCUGUUUUCACUUACCUCAAAUCGCGAGGUUUCUACGCUGGAGUCCAAGUCGACGGAACGGUCAUAAUCGAGCGAACGGACGAGAACGAACGAUUCUACGGAGAAAGGAUUGGCGUUGCGGAUAUUCUGGCUGGGAAAGCAAGACAUCCUCCAUACGAGGUGAAGAUGCUCAUGGAGACGGUCAAAGCAGCGGAAGGUCGGAGCGAUGUUGAUAGGAGCAUGAUGGACUUGUUGGCAAAUCAACCUGCGCCGGGAGAUCUCGAGUUAGAAGUGCCUGGAGCGAAUGGUCCAGUUUUUGGAGUCCCAGAACCAGACGAUCCAGAUCCAUACGGUGUGCUGGCUUUGGAAGCUGAGGGAUUGGAGAUUCGAGAGGCUGGCACAAAAAGCAGGCCCUCAAGUACACAAUUCGAAUUCAAUCCAAGUCCGACAAGUCCUAUGUACAGCAAAUUCCACAGGAGAAGUAUGGAUACUUUGACAACGAGGAGCAACAGGGAGAGUUACAUGUCAAACAGGAGUUACCGAACACGGACGAGCACCGAUAGAGCAACGCAAACUACCGAGAUGGGCACACAGACGGACGAUAGAUUUACGCCUAGCACGAGUCCAAGUCGCAGCGACCAGGGCAAGAAGAUUGUGGAAGAAGAUGAGAAGCCAAUAGUCGUCGAGCCAGAGGAGAUUGACUAUACGAAAGUCGACCUCAGCUCGCUUAGCAGACUGAAUAACAGCGAUGACUUUGACGGUACCACUGUGGCUGAUAGUCCAAGAGGACGCAGUAGUACCGAUCAUCGCACUGUCUCCAUUGACACCAGCUACAUGACAGAUGAUGACGAUGAUUAUGAAGAGCCCGUGAUCUUCGAAGCUGCGUCAGCGCAAGCUCAAGUCAUUACACCUCAAGCCAUCAAGGCAAGAGGAGGCUUAGUCGACAUCCCAAAACGUCCCCCACCACCACCUCUACCCCCGCGGAAUCUUGCAAGACCUGGAAUGGUCGACCAAGCCAGCGGCCGAUCUCCUUUGAAGGACAGUUUCGAAUCAGUUGACCUUCACGGCAUCAGUCGUCAAAGCAGCGAAGCUCCUCGCAAACUCAGCGAUGCAGCAUCAGAGAAGAAAGGCGUUGAGGUUGAGAAGGCUAUCGUGAUGGAGGAUCUCGAGAAGACGGAAUCCAAGGACUCGAAACGCGAAUCCUUGGAGCAGAAGGUCGAGCAUGAGCUUGAAGGACAACACAUGAAUAAUAUUACACCUAUCAUCUCUCUGCACAAGCCGAUGGAUGACGAGGAUGAGAAAAUGGCGUUGAAGAAUAGGGAUGACGGUGAUGAGGAUACCUUCCACAGUGUCCCUACGACGCCGAAUGAACAUUUGGAAGUCAAGCCAAUGACUGCUGUUGCUUAA
Molecule: messenger RNA, 2010 nt
Organism: Cadophora gregata
Lineage: Eukaryota; Fungi; Ascomycota; Leotiomycetes; Helotiales; Ploettnerulaceae
Exons: 4
Coding region: 1-2010 (669 amino acids)
Molecular function (GO): phosphatidylinositol binding
Source: RefSeq, a predicted model, not a curated record